AUGGAUUGGUACGGGCACAGCCUAUCCUACCCCUGCGCCACCUCGUCCCGCACCGACUGUCCGUCCCUGCGUCGCCCGCCCUGCCCCGGCCGCCCGCCCCCGCCCUGCAUCAGCCACCUGCCCCUGCAUCGCCUCGCAUCGCCGUCCCCCCCCCCCCGCCCCUGCGCCACCUCACCGCGCCGCCCGGUCACCCCGACAACUCCCCACCUCGCCUCGACCGUCGCCCGCCCGUGCCCCACCCCGGCCACCCGCCCUCGCCCCGCCGUCCCCGCCCCGCCCGUCGGCCCCGCCGUCCCCGCCCCGCCCGUCGGCCCCGCCGCCCGGUCGCGCCGCCCCUGCCCUGCCUCUCUGCCCCACUGCCCAGCGGCCCGGCACGGCCCGUCGUGCCGCAACCGUGCCCGGGCUGACCCGGCACGAUACUGUGCUUCACGGACCGUACCGUGGGCCGGCACAGCACAGUCUGUUACAGUAUCUGCGCCUAUCGGGCCGUAUCGUAUCCGGGCCGUGCCGAGCCAGGCUAGCACGACUAGCCCAUUUGGCUAUUUCUGA
Molecule: messenger RNA, 549 nt
Organism: Phragmites australis (common reed)
Lineage: Eukaryota; Viridiplantae; Streptophyta; Magnoliopsida; Poales; Poaceae
Product: vegetative cell wall protein gp1-like
Exons: 1
Coding region: 1-549 (182 amino acids)
Source: RefSeq, a predicted model, not a curated record